GCUUAGCGGAGCCUCAGGUUGGAGUGGCCGUUGCCAUAUUGCCCACAAAGACUCACUCCAACGGCCAGCACCUAUUAUUUAUGCAUGCAUGUGAUUUACUUCUAUUUUGUUUUUACUCACCUUCAUGUCCUCGGCUGUUCUCUUGGUCAGAACACUUUCUCCGAGACAUAUCUCUAGGUUUGACUGAGGGGGGUUACUCAUUUCCCCAAGGCUAAUUUGGUGGCCAUUUUAAUAGCUGGUGUAGAUUAGGCCACCGUUGUCCAAGACCUGCGAGGCUGCUGCUGCUGUUAUUGUUGUUGUUUUUGUGUUGAUUUCAGAAGCCACAAAUUUCUCAAGAUGAAAGACCGCUUGGCGCAGCUGAAGGAGAAAAGUGAGCCUGGAGGAGAUGACAUUGCGGUUCCAGUGGACAAACAGGAGUUCAUGGAUGAUUUCUUUGCCCAGAUUGAGGAUAUCCGCACCAGCAUCGACAAGAUCGACGAGAGUGUCACAGAAAUCAAAAAACUGUAUUCCACCAUCUUGUCGGCUCCUACAUCUGACCAGAAGACACAAGAUGAUGUUGAAGCCCUCACCAAUGAGAUCAAGAAGGCAGCCAACAAUGCACGAAACAAACUCAAGAGUAUUGAGCGCCAGCUGGAGUCAAACACAGAUGAAAGGGCUUCAGCUGACCUCAGGAUACGCAAGUCACAGCAUGCGAUCCUGGCCAAGAAGUUUGUAGAGGUGAUGACAAAGUACAAUGAGGCUCAGGUUGACUUCAGAGACAAGAGCAAAGGACGGAUCGCCCGACAGCUUGAGAUCACGGGGAAAUCGACAACUGAUGAGGAGCUGGAGGAAAUGCUGGAGGGAGGCAACUCAGCUGUCUUCACUGCUGGGAUCACAGCCUCAAAGAUCGACCAGCAGGCCCUGAAUGAGAUUGAGGCUCGGCACAAAGACAUCAUGAGGCUAGAAAGCAGUAUCAAGGAGCUCCACGACAUGUUUGUUGAUAUCGCCAUGCUGGUUGAGAACCAGGGUGGCAUGAUUGACAGGAUUGAGAGCAACAUGGACCAAUCAGUGGGCUUUGUAGAGAGGGCAGUGGCUGACACCAAGAAGGCUGCCAAGUUUCAGCAGGAGGCACGCAGGAAACAAAUGAUGAUCUUCUGCUGCUGUGUGAUUUUGGCCCUCGUCCUUGGUUCCUUUGUCUACAGCUUCAUCAAAUAGACAACCUGACUGAGGCCACCCAGCAGCUGAAUUCACUCUGUGUGGGACAAAACAGAGCAGAACCCCCUUCAGGUGGACAGAAAACAAAGCCUGGGCUCAGUUCACUUUUAAUUCAGUCAGUUCAGAAUGAAACCUUUUACAACCAUUUCAUGCCAAAUGUUUUUCAGAAUUUAAAUUUUGGACAAAAAAACAAUCUAGUUUCUGGAUCAAUGAUACUGAAACUAAAAUGAAACCAGCAUUGAAGAAUAUGCACUCCUCAGUCCUGCCUCAUCACUGUCAAGGGGUUGAAACCUUCAGGCAUGUUGUACCUCUGGGUACACCCAAUCAGUGAUAUCACAACAGGUAUUUGUAAUCAGGUGUCAACAGCAAAGUACCUGUUGUGACGUCACUGAUUGGGUGUGGUCAGAAAAUGCAAAAUGCUUGAACAUUUCAGCCUCUAGAGACCAGGGCACCGGGUGAUUUCUGCCAGUGUUGACUCCCUCUAACUAAACUCCAAAGCCAACUCUCUGUAAUGCCUGACCUCUAAUGAUGAAAACUAGGGUACAAGUGGUGACAUCACUUUCCACCAAAGACCAGGCACCUCACUUUUCACCAUUAGAGGUCAGGUUUCACCGAGAUUUGGCUUUGAGGUUAUUCUUUAACCUUUCAGGAUUUCUACUGUAUGUUAUUAUUUGGUUAGGCUGUCCCAUACUCAUUUCGAUCAAUUAACAGAGAUAAUCCACUCUAAAUCUGAGUGCUUUCCCCGAAAGGUUUGCUUGGAAUGAUCUGAUCAUGCAAAACUUGAGCACGAUGGCCAGUUUUUAUCAUUAUUAGCAUAUCUUCUGUUGUUCUUGUGGGCAUCUGAAUGGGGUCAGAAAUGAACAGAUUUUGGUUACUUGUCUCUUGUACAGGACUGUGAGGGUGGGGACCGUGGCAGGGUGGAGUGGCCAAAUGUGUCCCAUUCAAACUGAUCAGAUACAGUGCAGUGGUUUUCAUGAAAUUCAAGUCAGGCUGCCUGUCCCAACAUUAAAUCCCAUGCCCUAGAAAUCAUUUCAUCUGUGGCUUUGAAGCCAUGUACACAGUAUGUAAUUAUAUUUACUUAAAAAUCACUAGACAGGAAAAGUGUCAGUCACUUAUUUCAUAUUUGCCGUGCUACCUAACAAAUAUUUACUGAAAAUCCUACACAUAAUACUGAGUUGUUGAUUAUUUACACAUAGAUUAGGGUGCCAGACCUUAGGCAAUGACCCAGGAAAAACUUGUACAAUUCAUCAACCCUUUCUCCCUUGUCACCUGUAGACUUGUACUAGAGGUUUUACUGUGUUUUUGUGUAUUUUUUAAGAAUAGUGUCACAAGCCAAACAAAGCAUCGUCAAUCAAUCCUGAGCUCAUUUAAAACCACAACAAUGGUAUUAUGAUUGUAUUUGGUUAGAACUCAAUCAUUUUUGCAAAAGAGGGCUUAACCCCCCAUCAGUUCGUGAUACUGUGUAUGGAUUGUUAACCUCACUUUUUCGUAGAAAUGCUGCCACUGAAUAUCUUUAAGAGUGUGAUUUGAAUCAUCUCAAUCAGUAGAGUGAUUUUGAUCAAGCACUCAGAGCCCAGACAGUGAACACUGGGAAAGUGACUUAACGGGACAUUGUAAGUCUUUGCAAGCAUGGUUGGGUCCAUCACUUUCACAUCGGUCUGUCCCCAUCAAGUGGAAUCUCUUCAAACAUAGAACCUGCAAUUAGACUUACUAUAUUGGCCUUUUAUUCAAAAUCAGACACUGGCCAAUCAUCAUAAUCCACCUCCAACAUGAUGAAGUCAUCCUCUUCCUCAGAGCUCGCCAGCGGGUGAAAGCCAACCCCAGAUUUACUCUCAUAGUGGUACCUUUUUUCUGCGAUUUUUGUGGCUUCCUGUUGGAUAUCAUGCUAUUGAUCUGGCACUGCGCGCUGUUAUUGGCUGGGAGCUACACACCCACUGCCCAAAGGGUGGCGGCCAGAAGUGUCCCAAGCUCAGCAAAACAAGAAAAUCCAGGCAGAAGGCAGGGUCUAGUGUGUAUCUGCAGAGGCCCUAUAGCGUGAGUCCGGACCCAUCAGAACUCAGUGGGUUGGGCCAGGUUCAGACAAAAAUUUCGAAAUUAUGCUUGGGUUGGGGUUAGGUUCGGUUGCAUCGGCAUUAUGAUAGUGAAAAAUAAUGGACCUACUGUCUGUUUUGGGCAAGUUCUUGUACAGUUACAGAGUUUAUGUGAUGACAUUUAAGGCAACAUGUAGGCUUUUUCAGGUAGUAAAUGUAACCUACUGAUGUGGCACAAGCAACAUCUUUGGUUCGGGUCAGGUUCAGACACAAAAAAGAAUACCUGUCAUGUUUGUGGUUAGGGUUAGGGUUACAGUUUUAGCAUCAUAUGAUGAUCACAUGAGGUUUCAGAGGCUUUUUCAUACUGACACAAACAACAUCCUGGAUAGCAUACUCCCAUUGGGCAUACGUCUACCAGACAUCAAACUGGUGGUCCAACGGAAAGACUUCAGAUUUGAAUUCAGAAACACAUUUCAGUCCAACCUAAUCUGAAAAAUGAACAGCCGCAACGGUUUCCAUUUGAAUGUUAUGAAGGUGAAUUGAGCUCAACCCUGCUUGCUAGCACAAAUUGCACACUGUCAUCUCAAGUACCCCUGAUUCAUAUUAGAUAUGAAGUCAUAAAGUCCCAGUAACUAUCACAGCUUUCCUGCAGUAUGCCCACAGCACUGCCACUUCAUGGUACAUGCCUGUUAAAGUCAGUAUCAGCAGCACUGGGACAGGCGUCUUUUUUUUUUUUUUUUUUUUUUUUUACUUUUGCCUACUAUAUUAUUGUUUUAAUGUUGAAAACAUACCACUUACACAAUUCUUAUGCUAUUGACUAUGCCUGCUGUUAAAAGUUCAUGUCAUGUCAUGGAUAAGCACCUGCUGGCUUGCUGUGACUCCAUCUGUCCUUUAUAGCAGGGCUGGGUUCUAGUCACAUUUCAGUUCAAUCAACUGAGUCACUUUGAUUAAAAAUGAAAAUACUGCAAGACUUCUGAUGUGAGAAGCUUGUCACAUACAACCUGUUGAAAGAUACCUGAGAUUACUUGCUCUAUGAUCUAUGAAUAGAAAUUAGUCAUGGAACUAUUAGCUAGAAAUGGACUUGAUCACAGCCCUGCUUGAGAGCGGCCAGACAGUAUUAUUUGAUCACGCUGACACUGCCUUGGUGGUCCCCUGUUGUUUCAGGUCUUUGUAUUUUUGUGUUGUUUAUUGCAGAAAUUGCUUUCAUUUUUAAUGUUUUUUUUUUUUUUUUUAAAUGGCCACAAAUGUACUUCCAAAGAAAAUGUUGUUUUUGCUCGAUACCAUGGUUUGAAUCUGUUUGGCCUUUGACUGAAAUUGAGUCCUUCCUCUUGGCCCCAGUUCCAAAACUGCAUGGCAGGAGUCAGACCAUUGUUGGUCUCUCCUUUCACUUUCUUUUUUUUUUCUUUUUUUUUUUUUUGUGGAUUUCUUUUGCGAGAAUGGGUUGGAGCAGAAAUGGGUCAUUGGCUUAUGCUGCAUUCAAGUACACCCCUUAAGCAUCUACCUCCAACCUCAGAGAAUUGUAGAAUUUAAAAAGUUAAUAAUCACGAACCUGCUGCAUUAUAGGAUGGAGACGAGAAGGCAGGAUGCAAUUUGAGGAAAGACCAAUCAUCUGCCAUGGUUCAGUAGACUACCCUAGCCCCCUUAAAUAGAUUUUAUAGUCAUCAUUUGAUAGUAUGCCAUUUGGGUAUCAUUUUUUGUCCUUCAUACUCAUCAACUUAUCAAAAUGACUUGUAGUUAUUUAUAAAGAAUUGAUCUCAGUUGUGAGAAUGCAAACUCAAUUACAUGGCUGUUGUAGCUUUGCCCUUCGGUUGGCCACAAAUAAAAUGAACAUGUGAUCCUUU
Molecule: messenger RNA, 5065 nt
Organism: Myripristis murdjan (pinecone soldierfish)
Lineage: Eukaryota; Metazoa; Chordata; Actinopteri; Holocentriformes; Holocentridae
Gene: stx3a
Product: syntaxin 3a
Exons: 10
Coding region: 337-1194 (285 amino acids)
Biological process (GO): intracellular protein transport; vesicle fusion; exocytic insertion of neurotransmitter receptor to postsynaptic membrane
Cellular component (GO): endomembrane system; postsynapse; SNARE complex
Molecular function (GO): SNARE binding; SNAP receptor activity
Source: RefSeq, a predicted model, not a curated record